This is a messenger RNA of Malassezia restricta, 390 nucleotides long. RefSeq names its product peptidyl-tRNA hydrolase domain 1. Gene Ontology annotation, molecular function: peptidyl-tRNA hydrolase activity. Bases 1 to 390 code for a protein of 129 amino acids. NCBI's taxonomy places the organism in Eukaryota, Fungi, Basidiomycota, Malasseziomycetes, Malasseziales, Malasseziaceae. The record is from RefSeq and is a predicted model, not a curated record. The transcript has 3 exons.
AUGGCAGCGGCGCCUCCUUUGGUCAUGCAGCUCAUUGUAGACCGCGAACUGAUCAAGUCGGGCUGGUCGAUGGGGCCCAUGAUGGCACAGGCUGCGCAUGCAUCGACGGCGAUUGUCGUUCAGACCCGUGAUCGGAAGGACACGCAAGACUACGUGAGUGAGGCGAAUCUCGCUCACAUGCACAAAAUCGUGCUGCAGGCGCCCAAGAAUGUGACCCUGACGGACCUGUCCAGCCAACUUCAUGCAGCCGAGUCCGAUCCGUCGAUGCCGCCCCACUAUCUCUGGACCGAGCAGCCAGAAAACGUACCGACGUGCCUCGCCAUGGCCCCGAACCGAAAGCCGGCCGUCCUGACCGCUCUCCUCAAAAAAUGUACAUUGCUGCGCAGCUAA